AUGGAUUCGUCUGGCUCCCAGGAAAAGAAAAACAUCCCGCGCUUCGCCAGCUUCAAGCCUCGGCCAGCACCUCCGCCCGAAGCUGAUCGGCCGCCCGGGCGCCCCAGUCGCGACAUCUCCGACCGCGAGGAGAAGUCUAGCCACCGCUCGAGACAUCGAUCAAGACAUAGAAGCCAUCAUGACCGCUCGAGGUCCAGAGAGCGUCGCAGGGGCCACCGGGAGCAUCGUUCCUCUCGAAAUGAAGGAAGUCAUCGCCGCCGGGAGCCCACCUCCGAAUCUCCCAGACCAUCUACGUCGACCCGGACCCGCACCGUGAAGCAACCUCCCGACGAAGCCUCCGAUUUGUAUGUGAUUGAUAGUAAGGGCGAUCGUUACAACUUGAUCUAUGGCACGUUACAUAGAUAUAGCGUUCCACAAUAUUAUUGCGUCGGUCGAGGCAACGUCUUGGGCUUGCCUUCCAGCUACAAGAUCGACCGGGAAAGCGCUGUCGAGGACGUGUUGGUCGUCACGAACGAACACAAAGGGGGAAAGUCAAAGAAGAAGGCGAAGAAUCUUCUCGCAGGACUAGACAAGGGUAGAUCCCGGCUACUUCGGAUACGGCCAGAGUCGCUGGUGGAUGCAGCCGCAGAUACGUUACUGGACUAUAUUCCUUUGAGUGUGUCCAGCAAAGGAAAUCGCCUGGAUUUGUUGGAAGUCGACUCUGAUGAUGAAAAACACGCGUAUCGGUCGAUUCAUGGCAAAGCAAAGCCAGAGGAUGACUUGCCCAGUGAUGUUGAAGCCGUAUCCGGUACAGAUUCGGAUAGAGAGGGUGGCCGGAGUGACCCCAACCAGGAGAUCAAGCAGCGCAAUGCGGAAUUGCUUAGGAAUGUUGAAAAGAGCCCUGAUGAUAUUUCCGCGUGGCUCACGCUUAUCGACCAUCAGGAGUCGCUCCUCCGAGGAUCGGAGAGGGAAUCUGGCUCUCUGACGUACGCAGAAAAGAUGGGCUUAGCCGACAUCAAGCUAUCGCUCUACGAAAAAGCAUUGAAAAAAGUCGGAUCGAGCCCUGCAAAGGAUCGCCUUCUACUCGGCCUCCUCGAAGAAGGGGCAAAACUCUGGGACACCAAGAAGCUGUCUGCUCAGUGGCAGACGAUACUGAAGUCAAAUUCUGAGUACAUCAGCCUUUGGAUUCGAUAUCUUGACUUCCGUCAAACCGAGUUUCUGGGUUUUACGUAUGAGCGGUGCUUUGCGACCUUUCUGGAGUGUUUGAGACUCAAUAAGUUUUCUCCGGAGAAACCCGAGAAGACCCGGGUCCACUUGUAUUUGUUCCUUAGGCUGACGUUAUUCAUCCGGGAAGCUGGGUUUACGGAGCAUGCUGCGGCUCUCUGGCAAGGUCUUCUGGAGCUGACGUUCUACCGACCUGACUCGCUUGACGGAAGCAAAAGCUCAGAAGAGGUGAUACCAGCUUUCUUGGAGUUCUGGGAGUCGGAGGUCUCCCGCGUUGGCGAGGCGGGCGCUAAAGGCUGGAAGAACGAUGAGAAUGUCCUGCAAAAUGCUAGUUAUAGCGAGAAGCCUGGGUUUCAACUCAACUCGGGAGCCGUAUUCGCGUCUUGGGCACCCUGCGAAAAGGAGCGAACCGUCAAUGCUCGAUUGCCAGCCCGCAGUAUUGAUGACUCGGAGGAAGAUGAUCCAUACCGAGUCAUCAUCGCAUCCGAUCUUGAAGAGAUUUUGUCGCUGGCUUGGCAGGCAACCCCAGCAGAAGUGCUGAUUAAUAGCUUUUUCCAUUACUGUCAUCUCCCACCAAUUCCAUCGGUUGAGAACUUGGGUACGACGAGUCGCUGGAAUGGAGAUGGCUUCGUGAGGAACGAAUUUGCAAGCAGUUUCUAUACAACACUUGCGGACUGGCUCCCUGAUGUGGCUGCUGGCAUUGAGCCCACGGUCACAUCCCCUGUCCUUUUCCCUCAUCACAAUUUCAUCAUUACGCUAGAUACUUUGUUCGCUGACCCUACCAAUUGGUUCUAUGCCCUCAAAACCUGGAGCGACGCCACGUCUAAUUCACAAUCCCACGUCGACCCUGUGUGGGUCCGCAGGGUCGUCCGAUCGUUGAUAGAAGCAAAUCCGGAGAAUGAUGACCUUGCGGAAUAUGGUCUGGCUCUUGAACUCGCGUGUAAAAGCAAGGAUGCGAGGAAAUUCGCGAAAGCGCUGCUCAAGAAGCGAUCAUCUAGCCUGAGACUUUACAAUGCUUAUGCUCUAAUAGAGCGGCGCCUUGGCAAUCAAGCAGCUGCCGAUCAUGUCUGGGCGACCUCCCUCUCUAUGAGCAAGUCUUGCCCUGAUCGCGAUAGGGUGGACAGUAUUGUGGUAUGGCGCACCUGGAUUUGGGAGCUUCUGGAUGCUGGAAAUGCAACUCAAGCAUCUCAUCUCCUCCUUUCGAUGCCCCAGAAUAGCAUCAAUCUCAAGGUCUUUUCCGACGCUUCCAGUCACCCCUCCUUCAGUCCGACAAAUCUACUAAAGAUACAAAGUUAUCUUUCCGAAGCGCAGGAAACUGGUCUUGCAAACGAGAAGCCAACCGUCCUCACGUCGUGCAUAGACUGCCUAGCUAUUCUAUCGUACCUCUCCAACUCCCUCGACCUAAUCAGGCCCCUGGAUUACUAUCACAAUGCAUUUGCCAGGCUGGCUUCUCUACCCGACCAGUCCAAGUCCUUUGCAAGCUUCACGACCGAACUCCUCCAUCAAUCCCGAGCCCGACUUCUCUAUCACCACAUGCGCACCAGCGGCACCUACAAACCCUCACACAUUCGUUCCCUUUUAUCUGAAAGCAUAUCAAUUUCCCGCCACAACACCAUAUUCCUCUCCCUUUUCGCCUGGAACGAAUCGCGGUUUCGCAUCGAAGAACGCGUCCGGGACACAAUACGAGACAUCACUAGCAUUAACACCAACGCAGACAGUCUCACAGCCGCUCCAGUCCCCAUAACGACGCACCUCUUUUCCAUAUACACCGAACUAAACCGCCCCACCUACGCCGGCUCAACGAUGCACUCUGUCCGCGCUGCAUUCGAAAAAGCCAUCGGCGAUACCGUCCACCAAGGAUCCAACACCUCUACUGGCCACUCUAGCAUCACCAUCUGGAAACUCUACAUACUCUUCGAACUGUCUCGUAACGACAUUCAACGGGCUAAGAACAUUUUCUACCGCGGAAUGCGCGCGUGCCCCUGGUCGAAGGAGCUUAUUAUGCUUGCGUUUACUCAUCUCCGGGCGGAUGUGAUCCGGGAGCAGUAUCCGCAAGAUAGUAGAAAGGGUGACGGUAUGGGAUUCGAUGAACUCAGGCAUGUGUACAACGUGCUUGUUGAGAAGGGGCUGCGGAUUCAUCUGGAUAUCGAGAAUGAGCUGGAUGAGAUUGCGGUGGAGAUGGAGCGGAAGAGGAUUUCUUCAAAUUCGGGAUUGCCGAUUGCUAUGCCCGAGGAUAAGGAUAGUGAGGAUGAGAUGCAGAGGUAG
This is a messenger RNA of Aspergillus welwitschiae, 3468 nucleotides long. RefSeq lists its product as uncharacterized. Gene Ontology annotation, biological process: regulatory ncRNA-mediated post-transcriptional gene silencing; negative regulation of RNA catabolic process; RNA processing. Lineage: Eukaryota; Fungi; Ascomycota; Eurotiomycetes; Eurotiales; Aspergillaceae. The transcript has 3 exons. The record is from RefSeq and is a predicted model, not a curated record. The coding region runs from base 1 to 3468 and encodes 1155 amino acids. Gene Ontology annotation, cellular component: catalytic step 2 spliceosome. Gene Ontology annotation, molecular function: protein binding.